UCUAUGUUUGUAGCUGCAGUUUUACGUCUACCGUCAAGGACAGCGCGACGCGUCUCUGUACGAGCAACGCUCGAGGUUUCUUGCAAGGACCGCGCGUGGCCGGUUGUUUCCGAAAUGCCUAAUCUUGUCUCGGCCCAGCUGGACGCACAAGAAGUCGUCGAGGACGCGGUGACAUCAAGGAAGGAACAGCUGCACGCCGUGGGCCGCUUCCUAUGGGAGAACCCGGAGACCCGUUUCGAGGAGCACAAGGCGCACAACAUGCUUUGCGCCUUCCUAGAAAAAGAAGGUUUCGACGUAAAGCGACACUACGUUCUGCAAACUGCUUUCCGCGCCGAGUACGGAGUCGGUUCAUCUCCGGUCGUGGCUCUGCUUUGUGAGUACGACGCUCUGCCGGGCCUCGGUCACGCCUGUGGACACAACUUGAUCGCCGAGAGCGCCAUCGCCGCUGCUGUGGCCAUGCGCGACCUGAUGAUGAGACAGGAGCAGCUGUGCGGAACACCUGUACAAGGCAGGGUGGUGGUGCUGGGCACACCUGCCGAAGAGGGUGGUAUGGGCAAAGAACUGCUGUUGCGAGCCGGUGCCCUGGAUGGCAUUGACGCGGCUCUGAUGGCGCAUCCGGAAACAAGAAGCGCUCUGCGGGUCGUCCUCUCUGCGCGAUGCGGGGUCACCGUAGUCUUCGAGAGCGCUUCAGAAAAGGAGGGGGUGCAGUCAAGUGCUUUGGACGCCGCCGUGCUCGCCUACUCAGGCGUAUCUCUAUUGCGGGCUCGCCUGGACCCUGAGUGCAAAAUGCAUGGCGUUAUGCUACGCUCUGAGGCGACACCAAAGCUGGAGGUUCGUCGCAGCCAGCUGCACUUCUGCGUGAGGGCGCCGAGCAGCGAGAGGCUUCUCAAAGUGCGUCGUGAGCUGGAGGCCUGCAUGGAAGCAUCCGCUAAGGCCACUGGCUGUGAAAUACACAUCACUGAAAAGGAAAUCUUCUGCAAGCACAUGAACCUCAAUGAACCCAUGCUGAGACUCUUCCAGAAGCAUGCGGAGGCGCAAGGAAUGGUCUUCGAGGACGCGCGUGACUGCCGAUCGGUGUUGUCUGGCGCAACGUCGGACAUUGGCAAUGUGUCCCACGUGAUACCCACCAUCCACCCCGGCUACCGCAUCGAGUCGACCGCCACUAACCACACGGCCGAGUAUUGCCGCGCGGCUGGCACCAGGGAGUCGCAAGAAACAGCCCUGGAGGUGGGCAAGGCACUGGCGCUCACGACCUUCGACCUCCUUCGCGACCAGCGACUCCUGGACUCGGCCAGGGAGGAUUUCGAACGCCGCUGCGAGAAGAUCUCUGUGUGAAUGCCGCAUCACACGCAUGCACGACGCAUGCGCGGGCCUGUUUGCCUGAUGCCUGUGCCCCACUUAGUUGUAAGAGGCCUGUGGCACAGGGCGAAUAAGCCGAUCGAACAACGUCGGAAAGAUCAAGGAAAGAACGAACUACAAUUGUUGCCAUUCAUCGCCCUGCCUUCGUUCUGCGUUACUUCCCCAUGCUUACUCCUUCCGACUCACUUAGGCCAGCGAAUACCAUUUUGUUCUGGAUUCAAGGUGGCGACAUUAAAUUAUUCACGCACACUU
Dermacentor andersoni is the source of this 1611-nucleotide messenger RNA. Its product is annotated as xaa-Arg dipeptidase-like. Gene Ontology annotation, molecular function: dipeptidase activity. Lineage: Eukaryota; Metazoa; Arthropoda; Arachnida; Ixodida; Ixodidae. The record is from RefSeq and is a predicted model, not a curated record.